AUGGAACUGCAACGGUAUCGGAAACCGAAUAUCAGAACUGACAGCAUUUGUAAAAAUUCACAACGUAAAUAUAAUCCUGCUUGGAGAAACCCGCUUCGAGUGCCUCGACUCCAAAACACAGCUCAAAAUCCCAAAUUUUCAUACUUACCGCACAGAUCACCAACCACGGCCAAGAACCCCUCCAAACGGGAUAAAACAAAAAACGUCAUAUACUCAGAAGUCUUAUAA
Messenger RNA from Macrosiphum euphorbiae (potato aphid), 228 nucleotides. The record is from the annotation of a GenBank genome assembly. Lineage: Eukaryota; Metazoa; Arthropoda; Insecta; Hemiptera; Aphididae.